CCACUACUGUGCAGGAGAAGCAAGCUCCUGGGGACCCUGACGUGGGAAGGAGGUAGUCCCUGGGUCAGGAACUCUGGGGGUUGAGAUCUCAGUAUCUGAUGCUGGUCUGGUUCAAAUGCUGGUCCUGCCACACAAAUGGGGGUGUGACGUGGGCAAGUCCUUUUACUCGUGGUGGCCCUGGUUCCUUAUCUGUAAGAGGGGACUAAUCUCAGCACUUCCUCAUAGGGUUUUUGGGAGAAGUCAAUGGCGUAAUGUACGUAACGUGCAGCACGGGCUGGUAUGCAGCGGGCUUGGCUUGGCGGCUGCUUCUUUCCCCAGCAUGGGCAGAAAUCCAGGGCAUGGCAUUCUCAGCUCAGCUUUCCCAGCCUAUUGUCUACAGUCCCUUCUCUGAAUGUGGAGUCGGGGCUCUAACCUCUGGGGCUGGCUCAAAACUAGUCACUGGCUGCAGGAAGCCUAGGUUUCUCCCCCUUGACCCAAGGGAGCUCUGGGCUGAUGUCUAUCUAGUGUAGCCCUGAUCCCAGACAGCUAUACCCUCUGCAUGGGGCCUCUCCCUCCCUCCCCCACAUCCCUGAAGACAUCUCUGCAGAGCUGUCCUUGACACUGAAAUCCCUACUCAAGAGAACAUCCUAAGGACCCAUCCUAAAGAGUCAGUGGGGCUGAGUCCACCCAUCCUCUUCUCAAGUCUCCUGGGCAUGUGGAUGCCGCUUGCUAGACGAACGCCCCGUGGAACACUCAGCAACUAGGGAGGGCUUCUGCUCUCUUGACCUUGGCCUCAUGUGCAUCAAACCUGUGCUCAGUUUCCUGUGAUGUGCUAAAAUAAACAUGCAUGUUGAUAUGACAGAGACUAGCCUGCAUGUACGCAGCAUGGGAGUCAGAAGGCCUGGCUGCUUGUCCUGCCUUGUGGGCAGGCGCCUGAGCAUGUACAUGGACGUGUGUGACACAUCUUAGAAUGACCUAUUUUGUCUGUAUCCAUUUAUCUUUCUACUCGUGUGCUGGUAUGUCCAUCUGUCUUGUCUCCUUUGUAGCCAGGAAGCCCCGAACCACGUGCCAACUGGGAAGGCGAUGGUCAGCGAGACCAGCCCGGCCUAAUCUGGGGCUCCUACUCCUGCACCAGGAGUCCUCCGACCUGCAGCCCCUGCCACGGAGGGAGGACUGGAUGUGGGAGGCGGGAUCUGAGGGGCAGGGACCUGGGUACACUGGUGGACAGGAGGCUCUUGUCCUGCUGUCCCCGUGACUGUGGUGGAAUCUUCACCCUUCUGGGUGCCUUCACUGACCUGGAAGAUCUGGGGUUGGACUGAUGACUCCUAGCCACCCUUGAGGAUCUGAGAGCUAACUGAGACUUUAAACCAGGGGUAGCAGUCUGUGCCAAGCCCCACUGAAUUCACUGGCAGAGGCAGCCACCUGCAGCCUAGCCUACAGGUCCUCGCUUGAUUCUGGGGUGUCGGGCCAAAGGGCAAGAGAAGAAGCCAUGCCAGGCAGUGGCCCCAGUGAGAGGAUGACAUGGCCUGGCCCUGCCCUCCCUACGCCCCCCACAACCCGCCCUCUCUCCUCAGCCCCGGGAACACCGCCCAUCCCACCGCUAACCAGGACUCGCAGCCUCAUGGCCAUGUCCCUGCCGGGAAGUAGACGAGCCUCUGCUGGUUCUCGAAGGCGCACUUCUCCACCUGUGAGUGUGCGGGACGCCUACGGCACCUCUUCCCUCAGCAGCAGCAGCAACUCUGGCUCCUGCAAGGGCAGUGACAGCAGCCCCACACCGAGGCGCUCCAUGAAGUAUACACUCUGCAGUGACAACCAUGGCAUCAAACCCCCCACCCCAGAGCAGUACCUGACUCCACUGCAGCAGAAGGAAGUUUGCAUCCGGCACCUGAAGGCCCGGCUCAAGGACACACAGGACCGGCUCCAGGACCGGGACACAGAGAUUGAUGACCUGAAGACUCAGCUGUCCCGCAUGCAGGAGGACUGGAUUGAAGAGGAGUGCCACCGUGUGGAAGCCCAGCUGGCUCUGAAAGAGGCCCGCAAGGAGAUCAGGCAGCUCAAGCAGGUCAUCGACACUGUCAAGAACAACCUGAUUGACAAGGACAAGGGGCUGCAGAAGUACUUUGUGGACAUCAAUAUCCAGAACAAGAAGCUAGAGACACUGCUGCACAGCAUGGAGGUAGCCCAGAACGGAAUAGCCAAGGAGGAAGGAACUGGGGAGUCGGCUGGUGGGUCCCCUGCACGCUCCCUCACCCGAAGCUCCACCUACACCAAGCUGAGUGACCCAGCUGUCUGUGGUGACCGCCAACCAGGGGAUCCCUCCAGCACCUCUGCUGAGGAUGGAGCUGACAGUGGAUUUGUGGCUGCUGACGACACACUGAGUCGGACGGACGCCCUGGAAGCCAGUAGCCUGCUGUCAUCAGGAGUGGACUGUGGCCUUGAGGAAGCCUCAUUGCACAGCUCCUUCAAUCUGGGCCCCCGAUUCCCUGCCAGCAACACCUAUGAGAAGCUGCUGUGUGGCAUGGAGGCUGGUGUGCAAGCCAGCUGCAUGCAGGAGCGAGCCAUCCAGACAGACUUCGUGCAGUACCAGCCUGACCUGGACACCAUCCUGGAGAAAGUAGGCCAGGCUCAGGUGUGUGGGACAGUCCCCAAGGACAGGCACUCAGCGCUGGAUCCCCACCUCUCAGGGCCCAGAGACCCCAACUCAGCAGUGGUGGUGACAGUAAGUGACGAGCCUGAGGCCCCAGAGUCCAUCACCUGUGGGCCAGCUACACAUCAGCCUGCAUCCAACUCCAACCCAGGGCUACCAGUGAGUGUGGUGUGUCCUGUGGAAGAGGAGGAGGAGGCAGCUGCCACUGAAAAGCAACCCAAGAGUUACUGGAGCCGUCACUACAUUGUGGAUCUGCUGGCUGUGGUGGUGCCAGCUGUGCCAACAGUGGCCUGGCUCUGCCGCUCCCAGAGGCGCCAGGGCCAGCCCAUUUACAAUAUCAGCUCCCUGCUGCGGGGCUGCUGCACGGUGGCCUUGCACUCCAUCCGUAGGAUCAGCUGCCGCUCACUGAGCCAGCCAAGCUCCAGCGCAGCAGAUGGCUCCCAGCUCUGAGGCUACCAGCCCUCCACUUCUGGCAGCCUGACCACUGAUUGUAGGAUGCCAUUUACUGCCCCUGUCAGAUCCCCAUGGCCAUCCUCUUAUUUACUUUCAGGUCUGAAAUAGCAUCCCCCACCCCAGAUGUUAAUAGUAUCAGGGAUUCAGAAAGGCAUUCCAAAGCUUCGAGAGAAAAAGUUGAAGGUAGAGCGGGAGAAACUGCUAAGAGUUUCCCCUCUGGCCCCCCAGACUUCAGACAAGGCAGGCCCUGCUCAGAAAGUCUCUGGCUGUGUUGAUCUGGGGAUCUUCCUUUCCCUUGCACCAUCCUUCCCAACACCCAGCACACUCCAUGUCUUCUCUCCCAGGCAACCCCUUGCCCUCUCCCAGGCUCCUGGACCAGUAUUACCUCCUCAGAUGGAGACAGCCAGGACCCAAAAUGCAGAGAACCACUCCAAGCAGGGUACCACUGCCCAGGUCCCACUGACAACUCCAUCCUCUCCUCCUCCCUUGCCGUGGGAUGCAGCUGGAAUGAUCAGCUCAGGCAGGAGGCGUAGAGAGCAGGGUAGGUUCUAUGUCUCUGUCUGUCUGUCCUCCAGGCCCUCACAGUCUGUUUUCCUCUUGGCUUCUGGGUGUGUGAGAUCGUCACUAGCUGUCCAAUGCCCCUCACUACUCCUGACACACUAACCAUGGGAUUGGGAGGGAGCCCUUACCCCAAACCCCAGCUUCCAUUGGGUGAAUCCGCUAGCACAGAGAAGGCAAGGCCAGCAGCGCUAGGGGCCCUUUACCUUCUGAGAUGAGUUCAUCUCAUCUGUAGCCUAGAGGUGCCUCAGCAAGUUGGGAAGUCAGAGGCCAUUUGCCCCAGGCCCUUUGACCUCAGACCCUAUGUUUGCACUCAAGUUCCCCUAGGGUCUUGGUUUCCUGCCCAUCCCAGAACCCCCAGGCUGUUUACUUUCUGGGAUGAGGGCUUCUGAAUCUCUGACCCAGUUGUCUCCAGAGGAAGGUAGCCAUCUGGAGGAAUCUCCAGAUGGUGUCCUGAAGCCACAGCAUCUGCCUAUCCAUGCCAAAACAGGGUCCCCUGGGUGUGCUUCCUAAGCAGGGGCAUGGCCAGGCAGUGGGAGCCUGCCUGGACUGCUCCUGGUCCAGUCAGCCUGGGAAGACGCCCUGAUACUCACUUCCCUUUUCUUCCCAGAGAGGCCAUACCUACCUGAGUGGCCCACACCCAGGAGUUGGUAGAAGCCUGCAUCUCACUCUGACAUAGGAGCCUCUCUGGUUCUCUGCUGAGGUCGCUGGCCCUCACUGUUGCCCCAGUGACCACUACUUGACUCAUGAGUUCUGCCCCUCCACUCUGUGCCCUCCCCAAGGGCACCUGCAUGCACCGCGAGUGGGCAGCCAGCCUAGCCAUCAGGGCAAGAGCCCUCUGCCAUGCGCUUUGUGCCUCCAAAACUCUCUCACCUUGGCUGGGGCCUCAGACCAGCCAUCCUUGGUGGAGCACCCCUACCCCAGCUGAACCAAACCCAAAUGCCUGAGGCCUCGCUGGGGCUGCCCCAUAGGACACUGGGGUGGUGCCAUGGAGACAGGGGAUAGAACUGAUCCAAAGCCAAGCCAGGACUGGCCACGGACCGAGCCUCCUUGUGCUGUGCACUCAUGGAGCUCCAUAUGUCUCCUUAGCAACAGCUGAAGCUCUGCUGAGAAAAUAAAUGUAUGAACUAUAUUUGACAACAUAAAAAUCCAUAUAUUUUUCACCACUGGCAUUUAGUCCAACUUUGCAUCCCCUCUGUUCCAUGUCUUGCUGUCUGGGCCUUCUUGUUGUGUCUCGUGUUUUGGUGGACUUGGGCAGGGCUAGGACUAUGGUCCACUCUGUUCCUGCUGCUGGAGAAGCCAUUGUGAAGCAUCCAGGUCUGUAGAGACAGUAAGUGAAACUGACCAUCACCCGCGCUGACCCUAGCCCUGCCUCGCCUACAGCAGAGGUCCUCUUUUGUGAGUUCUGCCUAUCAGAAGGGCUCUGGCUCCUUGCCAGUGGAAUGAGCAGGACAUUACCCAGCCCUUGGAUGACCCUGGAUCCCUGCAGGCCGGGGUACAGGCCCUGCUCCUAAGUGUAAAUGAGCCCAGAGUCCCAUGCCUGUACAAGGGAGUUGCAAUGUCUGUGCAACCCCACAAAGUGGGCUUGGAAGUAGACACUUCAGCAGCCUGCUGGUUCCAUAUCUGGAGAAGGGGAUUGAGAGCGAGGUGGGACUGGGCUAGGCUCCCCUUUAGAUGCUCAUUCCCAAAGCUCCCCCAUUUUCUUCCAGUUGGCCACUCCCCAUAGGCUGCGAUUUGCCCUCUUGCCCUUGGCUCCUGGAGCAGAAAUGUGUAGGGUGCCCCUUUCCCCUGCCUCCAGUCAGAGCUGACAAGGUCUUGAGGAAGUGUCCCCAGGAACUACCUUCUAUAGCUACUGAGCCCUGGGAGCACAGUGGCUUGCAGUAGUGGCUUCUUAGUUCUGGAGCCCUCUGUCAGGGCUCAGUGAGGACUUCUGAACAGAGGCAGCCUCGAGCAGAGUUCAUGACCAAUGUCUCAAGCAGCUAGCAUACAGAGCUUUUCACUAAGAACCCUUUCCAUCUUCACAGGCAUCGGACAGCAGAUCCCAGGCUCUAGGGCCAAAGGCUAUUUAUUGAGGGGCCUCCACCCAGGGAACUCGAAGCCCCUCUGAACUAGAUGACAACACAAACAGGCCAUCAUACACUCUCACAUUAGGCUAUUCCCUUGGCAGAAACUUCAGGAGACACAGGAGGGGGGCCAUGGGAAGGGGUUUUGACUCUCGGUCUCCUUUGUCUUUUUGUUCAGACAGAGUUGUGCCUGUAGCAGACAGCCCUGAAUUAAAGCAUGAACACACACACA
Molecule: messenger RNA, 5932 nt
Organism: Cricetulus griseus (Chinese hamster)
Lineage: Eukaryota; Metazoa; Chordata; Mammalia; Rodentia; Cricetidae
Source: RefSeq, a predicted model, not a curated record